This is a messenger RNA of Gasterosteus aculeatus aculeatus (three-spined stickleback), 2351 nucleotides long. It is a transcript of the gene aktip, whose product is annotated as akt interacting protein. The record is from RefSeq and is a predicted model, not a curated record. Lineage: Eukaryota; Metazoa; Chordata; Actinopteri; Perciformes; Gasterosteidae.
CUCUGGUUUCUCUGUCUGUCAAAUUAUUUAGCUAGCCAAUGUUAGCUAGUUAGCCGGUAUGACACUUAAAGGACUGACGAACAGCUGAGCAGUUCAGCGAUACAUACGCUAGGACACACGUUAAUAUCGCUCUUAAAAGCUCAUUGUAAAGCUCUCUGACAAAUACGCGAUCAACUUGCUACACAACUGACUUUCCAAACGUCGAUGGCAAUCAAACUCUUCGCUUCCUUCAUGAAAACAGCUAACUUUUGGAUGGCCAGUACAGCUCUUGUCGUGGGAUCUACAUAGAAAGAGGGACACCAUUCUGAACCUCUGGAUGAGUAAUGAACUUAAACCCCUUCUGGAGCAUGUCUUCCAAUUCAAGUCGUAAGCAGAGAACUGACAGCGAGGAUCAGAGUGGACACAGUGAGCAGAGAGCCAGCCCAGCCCGGCUGCCCUUUGGCAAAAAGCAGCUUCCGCCCAUUCCUAAGAAUGCAGCCCCCGUUACCAAGCCUGCGUCAAUGGGCACCCCGGCCCAGUCGUCCAACGGCACACACGCUUCAUACGGCCCUUUUUACUUGGAGUACUCUCUGCUGGCUGAGUUCACACUAGUGAUAAAGCAGAAACUCCCUGGAAUUUAUGUCCAGCCAUCUUACAAAUCGGCACUAAUGUGGUUCGGGGUCAUAUUCAUCAGACAUGGCUUGUACCAGGAUGGAGUCUUCAAGUUCACUGUGUAUAUUCCAGAUAACUAUCCAGAUGGAGAGUGUCCUAAAUUAGUAUUUGACAUCCCAGUCUUCCAUCCUCUUGUUGACCCGGUGUCUGGAGAGCUCGAUGUCAGAAGGGCUUUCACCAAAUGGAGACGGAAUCACAACCACAUUUGGCAAGUCUUGAUGUAUGCCCGUACAAUUUUCUACAAGAUCAAUACCACGGAACCACUCAACCCAGAAGCGGCUGUGCUAUAUGAAAAGGAUGUGCAGCUGUUCAAAAGCAAAGUGGUGGACAGUGUGAAAUUAUGCAACAGUCAUCUUUUUGACCAGCCCAAGAUAGAUGAUGCGUACGCAAUAAGUUUUUCUCCAUGGAACCCAGCCGUUCAUGAGGAGGCGAAGGAGCGGAUGUUCACUCACAAAAGACGGCCCGAGGACGCCCACAAGGGAGCGCCGGUGUCCGGGCUGUCCUGGGUGAAGCCCGGCUCGACCCAGCCCUUCAGCAAAGACGACAGUCCUCCCCAGAGCUGAGCCUGCACCUCCGAUGCAGCAGCAGCCGCCGCCAGAGGGAGGCCGGUGCGUCCACAGCUGCUGCUUCACGUGAAGUGGAUCUUUAAACAGUUGGGAGAACUUUGAGUUUAAAUCUCCACGUUUAUUGCUUGGCUUUAAAAGCUUUUGUAGGCAUCACCUGGAACAGCUUUACAAUAAGGAAUCAAAGUUGUAAAAUCAACGAUGACAAACGGAUGUCCCAGCAACCGCGUUUAGGCUGUGAUGCAAUCAAAGAGCUUUUGUCAAGUUAGAUUUUCAGAGCUGUGCACAUCUUGGGCUCGGUGAUCUAACAUGCUGUCCCCAAAAAGGAGCUGGAAAGUAUGAUUAAAGCAUUCAUACGGUAAGUAUAGAGGACUACACCAUCUCUACCACUUAUUGGGUUUGGCUCAGGACUGUUUUAUUUGUCAGACUAGGAAUGUUGUCAGUCACUUCUGUGUGAAACGAAACCUCAUAAACACCAUCCCCACCCCAUGACCAGUUAGAUUGACGUAUGUUGUAUAAGUGUUUCUUAUUGGACAAUGAUUUAUUCUUAAUGCCACUGUCUCGCAUAGUUCCAAAUAUAACUCUAUAUGAAUAAAUAAAGCAGAGGAGGCAAGGAGGUUUUAAAUGAGAUGCUAAAUAUCUAAACUUCUUUCAUUUUAUUUUGAAUGUUUUCUGUACCUUGUGGGUUGUAUAUAAUGGAUGCUGUGCUUAGUUUUGACUUAAGAACUGUGUGAAUUGCCGCUUAGGUUGAUUUUUUUUUUUUUUUUGGGGGCAAAUGUUAUUGUUUGUCACAAGUUAGUUAUUGCAGGAUUCCUGCCAAAGUCUAAAGGAAAGUCAGAUUGUAUUUUAAAUAAGGUUUUAAGUAGUCAAAUUACCACCAAAUUGCUUUUUGUCCAGUUACAAUCAUCAACCUUUUCCAUUGCCAGAUAUAUGUUGUGUUUUAUGUAACGUUUUAAUCUGUAAAGGGCUUAAUUGCUAGUAAUAAUGCCCAGUCACUUUCAAUAUGCAAAUAUUUUAAAACUAAGAGUGUGGGAAUAGGAGGGUAUUUUUAAAGUUUGGGGGGGGGGGGAGGACUGUAUCAGAAUAGCAGAUAUGGUGCUGAAACCGUCAAAUCUAUUUAUAACAACUGUGGAAAGG